Molecule: messenger RNA, 1926 nt
Organism: Hypoxylon trugodes
Lineage: Eukaryota; Fungi; Ascomycota; Sordariomycetes; Xylariales; Hypoxylaceae
Exons: 3
Coding region: 247-1761 (504 amino acids)
Source: RefSeq, a predicted model, not a curated record
GAACCCUGCUUUGGGCUGAGAAAUGUGUUCCCUUACCGCCAAGAUUGGUUGUUGAUAGUUAUUCCGCCUCACUCUGUGUUUAUGUUGCAUAAAACUAAUCCCAGUCUCCCGAAAAGCAUGGUUACGUGCAGGACCAUCCCGUAGGAGAUCACCUCCCGCACUACAGGUAUAUGUAUAUAAUACCUGCCGUCUAAUAUGUUGAAUCUGGUCCAUGAGAGCAAAGAUUAUCGUUUUAGAUCUUGAUCAAUGCUCAUACGCACCUACGACCAGUUUCUUAGAGCCUCCUCUCGUCAGUUAGAGCACAGCAUGGCACCUUACUCCGUUACCUUCGACUAUAGAGGCCAGAUCAUAGACAAUUGCGAGUUCUUUGUGGCUAAGUACGACAUUGUCUCGGUUAUCACCGUCAAAGAUGCCGUAGGGGAAUUUAAGGCGUAUGCGAUUCGAGCCAAUGAGGACUCCCGCGAUGUACUCCUCGCUUCGGACUCCUGGCACACACCCUUGAAAGCUAUCGAAUCACUACACACUAAAUCGUGCGAAGCGGUCCACCAUUAUAUUACUAGCAAUGGAUUCUCCUAUCCUCCAGAUCUUAAAAAGGCCAAAAUUGACGAAGAUGAUGACGAGAAGGACGAAGAAGACGAUGAAGAUGUAGAAGAUGAAGAUGUGGCAUCCAUCGUUUCCGGACAUUCCGCGACUUCGACCGCUUGCUGGGGUAGCUCGGAUGACGAGGCGGGCAUAACGCCAGCUUCGUCCGCUGACCCCCACCUUGGCUGUCGUGAGACUACGGCAGGCAACGAAAAAGGUAACAAUAUCAGCAAGCGUCGUAGCAAGCCACCGCCGUCGCAUAUUGUUUCCUGCUCUUCUGCUGCUGGUGCCGUGAAUAGGCAGAGUUGGGGUCCCUCUUCCUCGAGAUUUCCACCCAUCGACCAAGACGAUGAUUCCGACGAUGAGAUCCCAACCCAUAUCCGAUCCCUUCCACAACAGCAGUUUCCUCGUGUUAAAUUUACAAUUCCUAUGGGAGGCCCACCGCCAUCCGGUUCUACCCCUUCGUACCGACCGCCCGCACCACCGGCGAGUUGGAAUGGCCCCCCAGGGCCGCCGCCGCCUGCUGCUGUCAUGUGUAGCCUGCCUAUACCCGCGGGCCAGUCGCAGCCGCAGCCGCAGGCCGGUCCCCCAGGCCCCACUCCGCACCCAAUGACCUUCGCGACAAAUCACAUAGCUCCAAGUUCUACACCGACCGCCACCAGCACCACAACUACCACCACGAAUCCAACACCCAACCCCCUCAUUUCCCUGCGUACAAGCCCCGGCAGCACGCGUCCCUACCCCCCGUUAAACUACAAAGCCAGCGCCCCCAAUCUAGGCUCCAAUCAACUGACGCCGCCACCGCCGCCACACUUACGUCUGUACGACGUGCGGCUGACGAUCCGCUGGCUGGGCCACGGCGAGCAGCGUAUUCUGGAGAGCUGUCGCGCGAGUAUCCGCGUCCUGCAGGAGAUGGCGGUUUCAUACGUGCGGACGCAUACCGCUGCCUUCGAACACCCCGGCGGCAAGGAACCGUUCCCGCACCGAGCGGGUUGGGGCCUGCGCGCUAUUGUUAGGAUGCCGGGGGCAUCCCGCGGUUUGAGGUUGAGGUUGAUAGUGUGGCACCGCAGGGACAGGGACAGGGACAGCGUUAGGUGUUGUGUGACUAGAAGAUGCGCCGAAAUGCCGUUUCUAUGGGUCACGAUGAGGUUUAUGGCUGAGACUACUGGUCUUACCUGACGCGCUAUACUAUAGGAGUUACGAGUGCGUAGACAUACCGCAACUACUCCUAGUUAAGGGGCUUGGUAGCCAUUUGAGGAUUACAGGGCCAUUGGAUCCUGGAAAGUUUGCGGGCUUGGUUUUCUUUCUCUCUUUCAUUCACAUUUACGACUGUAUGACAUUUUG